Cladocopium goreaui is the source of this 1470-nucleotide messenger RNA. The record is from the annotation of a GenBank genome assembly. NCBI's taxonomy places the organism in Eukaryota, Dinophyceae, Suessiales, Symbiodiniaceae.
AUGGAGCAACGCAAAUGUCAGGACGUGGGUUCAGGGCUCGACUGUGAAGCAAGCGACUGGCCACAGCUCUUUGUCCAUGGAGAGAAUUUGGCACAUAUCAUGCUCGAAUUUGGACUCCGCAAAUUGGUCUCCGCAAUCGCAGCAAGUGCUGAUUGGUUUUCUGCACUGGAAUUUCUGGAGGAGGCAGCUCGCUGGCACGUGCGCUUGGAUGCUGCUGUUUUCAAUGCCCUUGCCAAAGUCAGCAAAGAAUGGGAACUCUCAUUGUAUCAUGUGACAUGGACUCGGCAAUGUGGAGUGGACUGGACUGCACGCUCCCUUCGGAGUGGCUGUGCUUCUGGUGCACGCUGGCAACAAGGGAUGGACUUGCUGACGCUUUUCCAUCCUAUGCACUUGCGCCGCGAAUUGGUGGCGUUUGGUGCUACAAGCCAUCAAGCAGCCAGCAGUGAUCAAUGGACCAUUGCCUUAAGCUUCUGGCGGUUCUUGGGCAAGUAUGAUCUCGAGCCGAGUAUUGUUUUGUGCAACACUGCGAUAAAUGCUUUGUCAAAGACGGCACGAUGGCGAAGAUGCUUGCAGGUCUUGCAGACUGGCAUCGAAUCGCACAUGCGACCAGACCUGACGACCUUAAGCUCGUCGGUGUGUGGAUGGAGUGAAUCCUUAGAGCUUCUACAAAUAUUUCGACACCGGACAUUGACAAGCAAUGCCUAUACACACGGUGCCCUCAUGAAUUCCUUUGCCCAAAGUGCCAUGUGGGAACUGGGGACCAAGCUCCUGAGGCGCAUUCGCAGCAAAGUGAACCUUACUAUAUUUAACGCGUGUGUAAGCGCGCUUGAAAAGGGAGCAAGAUGGCAACAUGCCGUUUUCACACUUCAGGCAGUACACUGUUGUCGACUUGCUGACGCGAUUACAUUGAACGGAGCCAUCAUGUCCUGUCGCCAGAGCAAGAAAUGGGCUGAGGCUGUGUGCCUUUUCAGUCAGUUCGUGCUGGGCGGAAUCGAACCAACAAACAUCACCAUGAAUAGCCUCCUCACUGCCUGCGAUCUAGGAAGUUCUUGGCGUCAAUCCAUGGAGCUGCUACAUUGCCGGGAUCCUCCUCCUGAUCAGGACGGACAAAAUGCAGUGCUCAGUGCAUGUGCCAAAGCUUUGAUGUGGCGUGUUGGCCUUGAGAUUGCUCCAAGAGAUGAAGCAGGUUAUGGCACUUUGAUAACAAUGGCUCCAUGGAACUAUGGCCUGUGGAUACUGGAGGAGAUGUCUCCAAUGAAACCGUUUAGCUAUUCCUACCAGAGCAUUCUGUCCAACAUGGACAGCACAUCAGCAAUUUGCACCCCUGGGCUGCUGCACAGGAUAGCAGACGAAAUGCGUUCGAUCACAUCGAAGAUGAAGUCUUCGAGGAGUCUGUUCAAUGGCAGUGCUGGUGCCGCCCCAACUGGAACAACUGGAAGCGUGGGGAAAAAAGGUCAAGGGGAAAUGUGA